This is a messenger RNA of Prunus mume (Japanese apricot), 3151 nucleotides long. RefSeq names its product histidine kinase 5 (gene HK5). Gene Ontology annotation, biological process: phosphorelay signal transduction system; protein autophosphorylation. The record is from RefSeq and is a predicted model, not a curated record. Gene Ontology annotation, molecular function: histidine phosphotransfer kinase activity; phosphorelay sensor kinase activity. NCBI's taxonomy places the organism in Eukaryota, Viridiplantae, Streptophyta, Magnoliopsida, Rosales, Rosaceae. Gene Ontology annotation, cellular component: plasma membrane.
CUGUUCUUUCUUCAGGUUGCUUGGUUCUGCCACAAAAAAGAAAUUUUAAAAAAAAAAAGUGAUUUACUGAGAUGGGUAGAUUGAGACGGUGGUAAUUCUAAGUGAAUUUGAUGGUUUGGGAGAUGGAGACUGAUAAUAUUGAAGACAUGGACAUGGAAGUCCUGCCUUCCAUGUGGCCUGAAGAUAUCGGAGCUGAUGCAGGGAAGCAAUUUAACAUAGACAAGCCAGGACAAGAUCAAGACAUGUUGGAGGAGGUCACAUUUAUAGAGGAACCAACUAUAGUAGAUUUCAAGCGUCUCUUGGAGCUAACCAACUAUACCGACAAGGGCUCUUCUCAACUAGCAUUCCUUGUAAAACACUGGGAGUAUAAGCAGGCAAAUGCCGUGCGGCUUCUCAGAGAAGAACUAGACAUCCUAAGCAAGCAAAGGCAGGAAGUUGAGCUCAAGAAGUUGGAGAUAUUGGAAGAGCACCGGUUCGAGGAAGAAAGUUAUGGCGGAGACAAGCGCCCCAUUUCAAUUUUGGAUGAGGUUUAUGAUAUAUGGCUGGAUAUUGCUCCGAAGAAACAUGAUGUUGUUGUUCAGAGCAAGAGAGUUGAGAUUGAAGCUGAGUAUGAUACUGUUGUGUACUGGAAGCAGAGGGCAAUGCAUUUGGAGAAGUUGUUGGAGGCAAGUGCAGCGAGAGAGCAAAUACUUGUGGAUAAAUUGCAGGAAAGCAUUCAAAGUCUUGAAAGGCAGUCAUCACCGGUGGAAGAAUUGUCCCAGAUUUUGAAAAGAGCAGAUAAUUUCUUGCAUUUUGUACUUCAGAAUGCACCUGUUGUUAUUGGACAUCAGGAUAAGGAAUUGCGGUAUCGGUUUAUCUAUAAUCACUUCCCAAGUCUGCAAGAGGAGGACAUUAUAGGAAGAACAGAUGUUGAGAUUUUUACCGGGGCCGGCGUUAAGGAAUCUCAAGACUUCAAGAAGGAAGUUCUGGAAAAGGGGUUACCUGCAAAAAGGGAGAUUACAUUUGAGACACCAUUAUUUGGGUCAAAAACAUUUUUGAUAUAUGUGGAGCCUGUCUUCAGCAAGGCAGGAGAGACAAUUGGUAUAAAUUACAUGGGGAUGGAUGUAACUGAUCAGGUGAGGAAAAGAGAAAAGAUGGCAAAGCUUAGGGAGGAAAUCGCCGUCCAAAAAGCCAAGGAAACAGAACUGAACAAAACAAUUCACAUCACAGAGGAGACAAUGCGAGCAAAGCAAAUGCUGGCAACAAUGUCUCAUGAGAUAAGAUCACCUCUUUCCGGGGUUGUGAGCAUGGCUGAGAUACUUACCACCACGAAACUUGAUAGAGAGCAACGACAGCUUUUGGAUGUCAUGUUAUCUUCAGGAGAUUUGGUCCUUCAACUGAUAAACGACAUCCUUGACCUUUCCAAGGUGGAGUCAGGAGUAAUGAAGUUGGAAGCUACCAAGUUCCGGCCAAGAGAAGUAGUGAAGCAUGUACUACAGACUGCAGCAGCAUCAUUGCAGAAAAUAUUGACCUUGGAAGGACAUGUAGCGGAGGAUGUUCCUGUGGAGGUCAUUGGAGAUGUUCUAAGGAUUCGUCAAAUCCUCACCAACUUGAUCAGCAAUGCAAUCAAAUUUACUCAUGAAGGGAAAGUUGGGAUAAGACUUUACGUGGUAUCAGAUCCAUCUUUGGAAGAGGGUGAAAGAUGUCCUCAAAAGUUGAAUGCAGAUCAAUCAACUGUUUCAGAAAAUGGACUGAAAGAGGAUGCUGAUCGAGAAGGUUUUCACGUCGACGGACCUUACCAGAAUCAUUCACUUAAUGAUGAACCUAGGACCCCGGCUAAGAGUGAAGUCUCAAUGGACGCAGAUCAAGAGGAGGAACCUCAAACCACAACGGUUUGGUUGCGCUGUGAUGUAUAUGAUACAGGAAUUGGAAUACCAGAAAAUGCUUUACCUUCUCUGUUUAAAAGAUACAUGCAAGUCAGUGCUGAUCAUGCUCGAAAAUACGGAGGCACGGGAUUAGGACUAGCAAUAUGCAAACAAUUGGUUGAGCUAAUGGGGGGUCAACUCACAGUGUCUAGCCAAGAACACUGCGGGUCUACAUUUACAUUUGUACUCCCGUACAAGGUUUCAACGUUGUCUGACCAUUCUGAUGAUCCCGAUGAUCCUGAAGAAGUCGUGGAUAUGGCUAAUCAUGAUGCUGCAACUGAUGAAGUAGCCGAGAGCUUUUUCCAGUUCCAACCACGCACUCUGGGGUCUCUGUUUUCUUGUAAUGGAUCCAGCAGGACCCAAAAGUUGUUACCACAAAAGAUCGGUUUUAGUGGUUCACAUAAACUCAAUGGGUUCUCACAAAAUUCGUACUCAUUUCCCCAAAAUAACAUCAUCCCAGAGGAGAUGGCUUCAGUUGAAAAUGGCUGUUCAGCAAUUGAUGUUGCUGAGACAUUAUCUGAACCAGAGAGUUCAGCGAGUCACAUCUCCAAUCAUAACUGCGAAACUCCAGCUCAUGCAGACAAACAGGGUCAAGAUGACACAAAUAAUCAAUUCCAAGAUUCUAGAAACACAGACUCAAGUUCUCACGCAGAGCCAAGCAGAGAAGUUUCUGUAGCAGCAAAGCUAAGAGAACCCCAAGGAACAUGUAAGAGGCAGGAGAAAUCUGAUGCAGACUCGGAGAGUACUUCAUCAAAUAUACCAAAAUCAACAUCGAAACCUAAGAUUCUUCUAGUUGAAGACAACAAAAUUAAUGUUAUGGUGACGCAAAACAUGAUGAAGCGGUUAGGCCAUAGCAUUGAUGUUGUGAAUAACGGAAUUGAAGCUGUGCGAGCAGUUCAACACUGUAGUUACAAUCUCAUUCUGAUGGAUGUUCACAUGCCGGUUAUGGAUGGCCUACAAACUACAAGAAUAAUACGUUCCUUCGAAGAAACUGGCAACUGGGAUGCUGCUGAGAAAGCAGGAAUUGAGCUAACCGUGCCUUCUCAAGAUGCAUUACAAAAUGGUCACAGUUAUACGCCUUCGGGAAACCGAAUUCCAAUCAUUGCGAUGACAGCAAAUGCAUUUUCAGAGAGCGCAGAUGAGUGUUUUGCAAGUGGGAUGGACUCAUUUGUGCCGAAGCCCAUAACAUUCCAAAAAAUUAAAGAGCGUCUUGAACAAUACCUACCCGAUUGAGAUAAAACAUCAGU